Messenger RNA from Zea mays, 4663 nucleotides. RefSeq lists its product as uncharacterized. The transcript is spliced from 9 exons. Lineage: Eukaryota; Viridiplantae; Streptophyta; Magnoliopsida; Poales; Poaceae. The coding region runs from base 1696 to 2736 and encodes 346 amino acids. The record is from RefSeq and is a predicted model, not a curated record.
CCACGAAGCGAGCCAACAGCAACAGUUUGACCCAAGCCCCUCCGGCACUCCACACGUUUCAGACCAGACAACGGCGAAGAAGGCAGAAGAAAGAAGACGACUCGACCGUCGGCGGAAACAGAAAAGGAGCCACGCCGGCGCGGCGCGCAUCCAGAAAGCGCUCGGGAUUCGCACACACACAUGCCCACGCGCGGCGCGGCGCGGUAUAUUCCACCAGAACCAGAUCACCACCUUCCCGGGGCAAUCCGGUAACUGUAUACAGUUGCAAGAUGCACGAUGGGAAAGAAGGAAAAAAAUCCGACGCUUGUCACAGGAUAGGAGUGAGUAAAAAUCAAUGACCAUAGCAGCAGAAGCGGCGAAACUUCCACCCCACCUUCACCUCCUUGCUUAUAUAUACUCGCCCCGCCGCCCCGGGGCCGGCUCCCACCUCGCUCCAGUCUAGACGGCGGUUUGACUUUCCGACCGGGGAAUCGGCGCUGCGUUUGAUUUGAGGAGGCGACACGAGACGGGACGGGAGGGAUCUCUUCGCUGGAGCGUUGCCCGAUUCGUCGCGGUUCUCGGACAAGGGAGGGAGGGCACACCUCGGGCUCCGAUCGAAGAGAAGCAGCGAGCAUGGUUCGAGUUGCAGUACUCCAGUUCUUCCGUUCACGGUUUAUCAUCAGAAUUGUGCUGGCUAUUGCCUGGUGACCUAAAUUUCGGUUAGAUUUGGUUCGGUUGUGGGAGGAGUUGCACGAAAUGGCCACAAGAGUUACCUUGUAGAUGAUGUGUUGAUUUUGUGCUUCCUGGAUGGGCUAUCAUGCUCCUUUUAGUUCCGCCAUUGCCCUCAUUAGAGUCUCUAGAAGACGACAGAUUUGCGCAGAAUGGUUUAGGAGUAGUGCUUCUUUUGAACUUCCCCAAAUAAUCAAAUAUGGAUGGGCAAGGUGAUAAGUGGCUUUUUAGUCGGGUACUCUUGCAGCGCCACUUUUGCAGAUUCAGAGGUUGGGUAGGUACCAAAUCGAUAUUCAAUGACAUCGUUAGCUUCCCAGUAUGUUUUAAAUUUUGAGGUACUCAAGAGAGGUGCCUGAUUUGGUUGCCCAAUAGGGAGGUUCCAUUCUGUUGGUGUGACCAUUCUGAGUACAAGUGUCUUUGUCGGUCCUUGAGAGUAGUAGAUGACAUAUAGCUUUCCUUUUAUCUGGCGAUUAUACAUGUAAUGGUAUGUCUAAUUGGUUAUUCGGUAUUUUUGGGAAUAUUUUUUUCAUUUGCAUUUGCGUUACUUCGGUUUCAACAGUGGCAUUGUAGAAUUCGUUAGCAGUUACUUUGGCUUUAACGGUGGGGAUUGUAGAACUCGUUAGCAGUCACCAUGUAUCAGAUAGUGAAUGUAAUCAUUACGGUAUAUUGUUGGCCUCAGCUACUUCUGGUGCUUCUUUAUUCCAUGUAUAACUUUUAUUGUCACUGAAACUGCUUUGUUUAACUUCUUGAUGGCAAACAGUGUAGAUACAAUUUCUCCAGAUUUAGUAGAUUUCAAGGAGAUUAAUGGACAGGAAGUGGCAACUUAAUUAGAAGUAUCUUUCAUGUUGAAGAGUUGUGAUUUUUCACGUGAUUUGCUUGUAUUGCUAGUGUAGUUAGUAUCAUUUUUUGUUUAAAGGCAAAACUUAACAUGUUUCCCCCCUUUCAGCUUUGUUAACAUUAGAGAUUAAAAGGUAGCGCCGUAGCAAAAUGAAGGCACCAUCACUACUGGUUCAGUGUUUCCCUGGCUUGCUUCCCAGCAAGGCCACUAGUUGCGUGCCAAUUGUAUCUGAGAAGGAUCUGCAGCUACCAUCACCAGCUGUUGAAAUAAUCCCCUCAAAGAGUGUUCAUCCAUACAAAUAUGCUGGAGAGAAGGUUGAUGUGCAAGGUCUUAAUAUUUUCAAGGGUAAAGUCAGUGUAGCAGAUAUGAUAGUUAUCUCGCCUUCUGAAGUAGCAUCAUCAAAAUAUGAUGGAACUCUGAAAUACUGGGAGAGUUCCAUUACCCUUGUCGACAUUCUUAAAAAUGAGAUCCGUGAUGGGCAGUUGAGCUUCAGGGGCAAGCGGGUUCUAGAGCUUGGAUGUGGAUAUGGCCUCUCUGGGAUUUUUGCCUGCUUGAAGGGUGCAUCCACAGUUCACUUUCAGGACAUAAAUGCAGAAACGAUACGGUGCAGAACAAUACCCAAUGUUCUUGCAAAUCUUGAGCAGGCUCAGGACCGACAGAACAGACCAUCAGAGAGCCCUGUUACACCAUCUAGGCAGCUCUUGGCUCCUAAUGUACAUUUCUAUGCUGGAGAGUGGGAUGAACUCCCAACAAUUCUCUCAGUUGUGCAGCCACCUGCAGCACCAACAAACCUCAGCUUCUCUGAGGAUGAUUUUAUGGAUGGCUGCAGUAGCCAUGAUGGAAGCAGUGUAGUUGGUCAUGACUACUGCCCCAGGAGAUCUAGGAAGCUUUCUGGUAGCCGUGCAUGGGAGAGAGCUAGUGAGACCGACCAGGCAGAUAGUGGCUAUGAUGUGAUCUUGAUUUCUGAUGUCCCCUACGCAGCUAACUCUCUGAAGAAGCUCUAUGCGCUUAUUUCAAAGUGCCUACGUCCUCCUUAUGGAGUCCUGUACGUGGCUUCCAAGAAGAACUUGGUUGGUUCCAAUGGUGGCGCCAGGCAGCUUCGAGCUCUCAUGGAAGAGGAAGGUGUCCUUGGUGGCCACUUCUUGACUGAGGUGUGUGACAGGGAGAUAUGGAAGUUCUUUUUCAAGUGAGCAAAUAUAGGAAGUGGGAAGAGAAGGAAAUGAGUUCUGACGUUGAAACCCAGUUUUUAUGGUUUCUAUCUGCAGCGAUGUACAUACCGCGAGGCAUAGUUCCAUUAAUUCUUUGGUAGUAGGUUGAAACUUCAAGAAAUAUCUGCAGUUGAGCUUGCACAAGUGUUGGAGUCCUUUACCGCUUUGUAGAUCUGCUAUGUGCUAAUGUCGCUCUAUUAAGUACAGAAAGCAAAUUGUGGUAACGUUUUAUAUAUCGAAUAUAUGGUGAUGGCACUUAAGCCGGUGCAUGGUAUGAGAUAAUUCAACUCUUUUACACGCCUAUAUGCAGCCUUGUAGAUGUACGCUGUGUUGGAGUGGCUAUAUGUGGCUCUAUAAAAAAACGCAGAUUUGACUUAGUCGGUGGCAAGACAUGGAAUUUUUUUUAAAAAAAAACAUUUGGGCACUAUUUUUACUAUCAUGAAUUCCAAACGAUCUCCGAUCCAAAUCCUCAAGGCCCUUUUGGAUCUUUUGAAUUAAAUUUCAUUCUAAUAAUUAUAAAUUAGUCAUAUCUCUACUAUAUAAGAAGCUAACGAUGUCGUCCACAGUUACACCACUCCCCUGUUCGGACAUCGUGCAAGCCCUCGCUGCUCGCCCCUCCUCGCCCACGUCGUGCCCCCGUCGAUCCAUCGUUUGUGUCCCCCCUUCCUCCCUGCGCCUCCCUCUCACCCUCUAUCGCCUAAAAACCCUAGUCCGUGCCCAGCCACUACCGUCGACUGCGCGUGGUCGCUGGCCGCGUGCGUCGACCCAACUGAUGGCACGACCUCCCUCACCUCCGCCGCUAACCUGAUCCAUGGAAGGCGAAGGAUCCCCUGAUUACCCCUCUCCUCCCACCUUCCUCGGCUCCACCCUCCCUCGACUGGCCGCUCUACUGCACCGCCGCCACCGCCACAACCACCAUGCGGAGGCGGAUCCACGUCGUCUAGGUCGACGUCCCGUUGCUGGAGACUUGGCGCAGGCCCAUCAACUAACACGCCACCGUCCUCGCACCGCAUGAGGUGCUCACGAUGCGGGAGCUCGACGUUGCCAAAAUCGUAGCUACGGGGGAUGACUGGACACGAUGCCCCCCACACCCAACACCAUGCCAACGUCGCCCUCGGCCCGGUCGGCGCAGCGUGGCGGGCCGCCUUCGCACUUGAGGACCCCGCGGAGGCGGAGGAAUAGCGUGGACGUGCCGCGGUGGCUGUUGUCGUGUGCGUUGGUGAGGCGCGACGAGGACGGUAUCUUCGACUGGCACCCAGGAACGACGACAACAUGUGGAGCCAAAUGGAAGGAGGAGGAUAUGGUGAAGACGUUGUGGCCGUCGGUGUGGCUCACUGAGGACUUCCCCCUGAGCGUCGAUGAAUUCCUUCCGUUGCCUGGCGAACCGCGUGCGCGUCGUGCGUCGGCUCCGCGUGCUGCUCACCACCAAGUUCCCACCGGGGACUUUCCCAGUAAAGGUUGCAAUCCCUGUUGUGCCAACAGUGAGGGUGGUUAUCACUUUCACCAAGUUUGUCCCCCUCAUCGAGCCUGAGGAGUUCUUCACCCCAAUGUCGAGCCCCAGCCUCUUAGCGAGCUCAGGGUCGGGAAGCAUCAUGGCGAAGCCUAACACCCAAAAGAGCUCCUACCUGAAGUGGGUCUCGAAGAACUCAAGACCAGAGGCCGUGAACCUGUCACAAGUCGCGGACAACGGCGACCCUUUCUUGUCCAUCCAAUAUAUUCUAAGCAUUACAUGAUCUGUAAUGGAUGCGCUUGUUGUGGUGCGCUGAGUGCCAGUGUAGCUCGGGUGCUGCACAAGAUGGUCAGUGACAUCAUGUGUGGCUUCAUCCUUAUGAUGUACACGAAGGUUGGACUCUUUGGCCCUAUUACUAGCUCCAUUGAUGUUACUAAAUUCAUAGUAAGUGCUUUUGUA